Molecule: messenger RNA, 792 nt
Organism: Cornus florida
Lineage: Eukaryota; Viridiplantae; Streptophyta; Magnoliopsida; Cornales; Cornaceae
Exons: 1
Coding region: 180-698 (172 amino acids)
Biological process (GO): translation
Cellular component (GO): ribosome
Molecular function (GO): structural constituent of ribosome
Source: RefSeq, a predicted model, not a curated record
AAGAUACUAUAAAAUGACGAAACUACCCUUUUGAGCCCUAAAAUGUCAAAACCCUUAAAUCGCGAUUCACAACACUCCUCGAGUGUCAGUUCAUCAUCCUCUUCCCAAAUGCUGAUCACCAUAUGAACUCACACUCCUCUCUGUAAAACCCUUCAAAACCUAGAAUCUUAUCCACACAAAUGCCCUCCGUAGCCUCCAAGAUGCCCUCCAAAUCCCUACUGAGACUCGUCUUCCUCAACCGCACACCGCUCUCUCGCAGUCUCUGCACACCCACUGCAACCCCCGAGUCACAAACUCAGAAACUCGAGAGAAUCGCUGACGAGCUUCUCAGCCUCACCAAGAUCGAGAGAUUCGACUAUUCGAUCCUCUUCAGGCACAAAAUGGGUAUCAACAAGUACGGACCGGCCGUGUCGGGGCUUGAGUCGUCGGCGGCUUCGUCGGCUGGACCUGGGGCUGGCUCGGCAGACACCAAGGCCGCCGAGAAGACUGCGUUCGAUAUAAAGCUGGAGAAGUUUGACGCGGCGGCGAAGAUCAAGGUGAUUAAGGAAGUUAGGACUUUUACUGAAUUGGGUUUGAAGGAGGCCAAGGAUUUGGUGGAGAAGGCUCCGGUGGUGGUGAAGAAAGGGGUUACGAAGGAGGAGGGGAAUUCGAUCAUGGAGAAGCUCAAGUCAUUGGGAGCUACUGUGGUAUUGGAAUGAAUUUUAUUUUUAAAUUUUGCUCAUUUUUGUUUUUUCACUGUAGAAUAAUAUUAAUCUUCAAAUUAGAAUGGGGAAUGAAAAUUAUUUUUGGACA